This is a messenger RNA of Chelonus insularis, 1627 nucleotides long. RefSeq names its product transmembrane protein 19. Gene Ontology annotation, cellular component: membrane. Lineage: Eukaryota; Metazoa; Arthropoda; Insecta; Hymenoptera; Braconidae. Bases 373 to 1395 code for a protein of 340 amino acids. The transcript has 5 exons. The record is from RefSeq and is a predicted model, not a curated record.
ACAAGUAUAUCAGAAAUGUCAUACUGCUAGAGAAAGCUCCAUGUUCCUAAUGGCGCUAGUAGUCUAUUCACAAAAUGGCGGAGAAAUAAACAUGAACACCAUCUGUUAAAUAUCAAUCCAAAUUAAAUUAUUAUCAUCAGAUGUUCAUUUUUAUUAUGUGUACGGCCACGUUGCGACAAUUUUUUGAAGUAAUGUGUAAGCUCCAAAAUUUUGCUUUUUAUCAAUUUAGUGUUGUUCAGAUUAGAGAAGCAUGUACACAUAAAUUAUUUACUAACUCCAUAACCACGCGGUUAUCUCACAAUAAUAGCUCAUACGAUUGACAUUACUAAUACUAAUUUUAAUAGAAACGUUAUUGAAUAAUAUUUAUUCAUCAUGACAAUUCGCAAAAACAGUGAAAAUACAUCUCAUGUAUUGAUACCGGUGUUACUUAGUGCCUUUGCCAUUCCUUUAUCGAUGCUUUUUUGGAUUGUUAAUGUGAUUUACUCCAUAAUCGCACCUGAUUCUGAAUAUCAUUCCGAAGAACACUCUGUAAUAUCUCCGUGGAGAUGGCUUUCAGCAAUUGUCAUUCCAAUUCUAUUUUCCCUUUGGGGGUUGAAAAAGAAAAGUUUAGACCUCAGUGGAGCAAUACUUGGUCUAUUCGUAGGAUUUAUUUUAACAAUUACAAAUUAUGCUCAUCUAGCUUGUUUAAUGUGUUUCUUUGUUACUUCUUCACUGGCUACCAAGUUCAGAGGAGAAAAAAAGAAAAAGCUAGAAAUCAAUUUUAAAGAAGGAGGUCAGAGAAACUGGAUUCAGGUUUUGUGUAACGGAGGAAUGGCUUUUCAGCUAGCAUUACUUUAUCUACUUGAUGUUGGUUGUGGUGAGAGGCCAAUUGACUUUGACAAAGACUACCGUAGCUCUUGGCUAUCAAUUGGUAUUUUAGGGUCAUUUGCUUGCUGCAAUGGUGACACAUGGGCAUCAGAAUUUGGCACUGCCAUUGGAAAUUCAGAUCCGUUUUUAAUUACAUCAAGAAAAAGAGUUCCAAGAGGAACAAAUGGAGCUGUGUCAGGAAUUGGAUUACUCAUGUCAUUGUUGGGAGGUUUAAUCAUAGGACUGUUCCAUUACUUAACUGUGCUGUAUACAGUAGAUUCUGUAAUACUCGAAAAUGCAGCUCCCCAGUGGCCAAUUAUAGUUGUAGCUGGUAUUGGUGGAUUGUUUGGAAGUCUCUUGGACUCUCUUCUUGGUGCUACUCUUCAAUAUUCAGGUAUUAACGAAUCAAAGCAAAUUGUUGAACAUCCAGGCAAAGGUGUCAAACAUAUUUGUGGAAGGCAAAUCCUCGAUAACCACAGUGUCAAUCUUCUAUCGAGUAUUGGUGUUGCUUUAACACUUCCAAGACUAGCCAAUUGUAUUUGGCCGUAGAAUUCAUAAAAUGAAAUAAGUCGUUGAUAAAAUUAAAAGUUUUUAAUUUUGAUAUUGAUAUAUGUAUCAUAUGUAUAUAUGAGCACGUUGAAUAUUUUUUAAAGGUUUUUUUUUAUUUUUAAUAUAAAUUUAAAUGACGAAAAGUCAUUUAUAAACAAUAGACAUGAAAUAAAUCUAAACAAUGAUGUUCAGAUUGAUGAUAAGACUAUUAAAUAGAAUUAAUAUUAACUUG